Molecule: messenger RNA, 474 nt
Organism: Notodromas monacha
Lineage: Eukaryota; Metazoa; Arthropoda; Ostracoda; Podocopida; Cyprididae
Source: the annotation of a GenBank genome assembly
AUGGCCAAACAGUUUAGUCGAGUGGGCAAAGAAAUCGCCAUGGCGGUUAAAGACGGCGGACCCAAUCCAGAGGCCAAUCCCGCAUUAAGACGAGCCAUUCAAAAUGCCAAAGGGGUUAAUAUGCCCAAAGACAAUGUGGAGCGGGCCAUUAAAAAAGCCAGUGGAUCCGAUGCCGAACAAUACGAUGAAAUAACCUAUGAAGGCUAUGCCCCAGGAGGCGUGGCCAUAUUUAUAGAAUGCGCCACCAACAAUACCACCCGAACCGUGGCCAAUGUACGGGCUAUAUUCAAUAAAUUCGAAGGCAAUUUGGGGAAAAAUGGGGAGUUGGCCUUUAUUUUUGACCGCAAAGGAUUGUUUACCCUAGACCAUAGUGCCAUUGCAUUAUCUUGGGAUGAUUUUGAAUUGGAAAUGAUCGAUGGUGGGGCAGAAGACAUUGAAAAAGACGAUGACGAUAUUUUUAUCACCACCGCCUUU